Branchiostoma belcheri (Belcher's lancelet) is the source of this 1373-nucleotide messenger RNA. RefSeq names its product forkhead box protein D2-like. The record is from RefSeq and is a predicted model, not a curated record. The coding region runs from base 56 to 907 and encodes 283 amino acids. Gene Ontology annotation, molecular function: RNA polymerase II cis-regulatory region sequence-specific DNA binding; DNA-binding transcription factor activity, RNA polymerase II-specific. Gene Ontology annotation, biological process: regulation of transcription by RNA polymerase II; anatomical structure morphogenesis; cell differentiation. The transcript has a single exon. Lineage: Eukaryota; Metazoa; Chordata; Leptocardii; Amphioxiformes; Branchiostomatidae.
CCGAGCUCGACGCACCAACUCUUCUCGACGAUCGCCACUCUACUACCCAGUCAACAUGCUGCCGUUCUCUAUCGACAGGCUGGUCGGCGUGGAGAAGCCAGGCCCCCUGAGGGAAGACGACCACCUCCCCGCUCCGCUGCUCAGCAUCGUCCGGUGCAGCCCGUCCGUGUCAGUGUCAGACCCCGAGUCGUCGGGGUCCGAGGACGACCGGGCCAGCAGCAUCUCACCCGUCGGCGCCAGCCCCAACCCCCUGCCGACGACCGCCAAGCCCGAGUCGUCGCCGCCCGAGUCGCCGUCGUCCGAGCUGGAGAAGCCCCGCCACUCCUACAUCGCCCUGAUAGCCAUGGCCAUCAUGUCGUCCAAGGACAAGCGGCUCCUCCUGGGCGACAUCUACCAGUGGAUCAUGGACAACUUCCCGUUCUACCGCAACAACGAGCGGUCCUGGCGCAACUCCAUCCGCCACAACCUGUCCCUCAACGACUGCUUCAUCAAGGCCGGGCGCUCCCAGGACGGCAAGGGCAACUACUGGGCCAUCCACCCCGCCAACAUGGACGACUUCGGCCGGGGAGACUUCCACCGCCGCCGCGCCAGGAGGAACGUCCGCCGCUACACCGCCAUGGCACAGCACCCCUACAUGCAGUACGGCUACCAGUACACCGCCAUCUCCCAGCCGUCAGUGUCGGCCUACAGCUACGCCGCCGCCGCCCACCCUGCUGCGCACCCGGCCGCCUACGCCGUGCCCGUGACGUCGGCGUACGCCACGUCCCUGCCGUACCCCGCCGUCAUGACGACGUACCCGCGCUCCGACGUCAUGGCGCUGCCCUACACCAGCUACAGCUACCUGCCCUCCGCCUCCCCGCAGAUGGUGCCCGCGCCCGUCCAGAGUCUGCAGAGAGUCACGCUGUAAGAACUGACAGAAGGAAAACUGUAUACGGACAAUUGACCAGUAUCUGUACAUACCUGUAAAUAAUUCAAGUGUAUAUACAUGAAGCAUUUUUGCAGCUAAAAAUCGGUCUUGACGCCACGACAAAUUGUACAGAAGCCUUGAAAUGUCCUCGGUCUAAUCAUUCCUUUUCUCAAACCAUUGUCUGCUGACUGUAUGAAAGUUUCAAUCUGUAUCCAAGCUCCAGUAACAAUGCAAAUGUGUGUAUAUAUCAUACCGAGUUGCGUUAAAAGUACUCGUAGUUAAUAGCGAAACUAAGUGCAAUAAGUAAAACGCAAAUGUAUAUACGAUUAUUCUAAAGCUGCUUGUGAUGUUUAAAGUUGUUCGAAUACAUGUACUUGAAAAUUUUGCUGGAACAAAAUUCUUCAAAAUUAUGUUAUAUUUUGUUGACGCAACUUUCUUGACCUUCUCAAUAAAAGAUGAGAAAAUG